This is a messenger RNA of Trichogramma pretiosum, 1791 nucleotides long. RefSeq names its product eukaryotic translation initiation factor 2 subunit 3, Y-linked-like (gene Su(var)3-9). The record is from RefSeq and is a predicted model, not a curated record. Gene Ontology annotation, biological process: formation of translation preinitiation complex; positive regulation of translational fidelity. The transcript has a single exon. Lineage: Eukaryota; Metazoa; Arthropoda; Insecta; Hymenoptera; Trichogrammatidae. Gene Ontology annotation, cellular component: cytosol; eukaryotic translation initiation factor 2 complex. Gene Ontology annotation, molecular function: translation initiation factor activity; GTP binding; GTPase activity. Bases 161 to 1579 code for a protein of 472 amino acids.
AGCUUGAGACGCCACCGGCGGGCAGCUACUUUCGAGUAUCCUAAUUUCACAGCUUCACACCACUACGUGGGUACUAGAUAUUCGUUCAUUUUAACCGUAAGAAAAGUUUAUAAAGUUAUAAUUGGAAUCGGAUAAGUUCAAAAAGCGUAAAACAAUAAUCAUGGGUGUCGAAGAUAAAAGUUCUGGUGUGACCACGGGUCAACCAAAUCUUUGUAAGCAAGAUUUAUCCAAACUCGAUGUCACGAAAGUGACGCCUUUGUCACCAGAGGUUAUCAGUCGACAAGCUACAAUCAACAUAGGUACCAUCGGCCAUGUAGCUCAUGGAAAAUCAACCAUCGUCAAGGCCAUCUCCGGUGUGCAAACUGUGCGAUUCAAGAAUGAGUUGGAACGAAACAUUACCAUCAAACUUGGUUAUGCCAAUGCAAAAAUCUACAAAUGUGAUGGCAACAAUUGUCCUCGACCUGCUUGCUACACUUCUGGUGGCUCAAACAAAGAUGACUCUUUUCCUUGUUCAAGAGUCAAUUGUUCCGGACGUUUUCAGUUAGUGCGUCAUGUCUCUUUCGUGGACUGUCCUGGUCACGAUAUUCUUAUGGCUACCAUGUUGAACGGUGCAGCUGUCAUGGAUGCAGCUUUGUUGCUAAUUGCUGGAAAUGAGUCUUGUCCACAGCCUCAAACAUCAGAACAUUUGGCUGCUAUAGAAAUCAUGAAAUUGAAACACAUUGUUAUUCUACAGAAUAAAAUUGAUUUGGUGAAAGAAGGUCAAGCCAAAGAACAGCAUGAACAAAUUCUGAAAUUUGUCCAAGGUACCGUAGCAGAAGGAGCUCCAGUUAUUCCCAUUUCAGCCCAAUUGAAAUACAAUAUUGAAGUUUUAUGUGAAUAUAUUACUAAAAAAAUACCAGUACCAAUGAGGGACUUCACAUCAGAGCCUCGAUUAAUUGUCAUAAGAUCUUUUGAUGUUAACAAGCCAGGUUGUGAAGUAGAUGAUUUGAAAGGUGGUGUUGCUGGUGGUAGUAUUCUGAAAGGAGUACUCAAGGUUGGCAUGGAAAUUGAAGUAAGACCAGGUCUUGUAUCAAAAGACAAUGAGGGUAAAUUAACUUGUAAACCCAUUUUCUCAAGAAUUGUUUCCUUGUUUGCGGAGCAAAAUGAGUUGCAAUUCGCAGUUCCCGGAGGUUUGAUUGGUGUUGGAACUAAGAUAGAACCAACUCUAUGCAGAGCUGAUCGUUUAGUAGGACAAAUUUUAGGAACCGUUGGUGCUUUACCCAAAAUAUUUAUUGAACUUGAAAUUUCUUACUAUCUAUUGAAAAGAUUGCUUGGAGUAAGAACAGAAGGAGACAAAAAAGGGGCUAAAGUACCAAAACUGUCUAAAAAUGAAGUCCUGCUUGUUAAUAUUGGCUCUCUGAGCACUGGAGGACGUGUUUUAGCAACUAAAGCUGAUUUAGCAAAAAUUAGCUUGACUAAUCCAGUUUGUACAGAGAUAGAUGAAAAGAUUGCUCUAUCAAGAAGAGUAGAUAAACAUUGGCGACUGAUUGGAUGGGGCCAAAUUCGUGGUGGUGAAACAAUUGAACCAACUUGUGAUUGAAUCAAAAAUUUAUUCAAUUAAAAACAACUUUUAACAGCUUAAUUUGUUAUUAUAGUACUAAAUAAAUCAUUAUAUUCCUACAAAUAGCUCAUUAAAAUGUAUUUCAAAUAGUUAAUAAAAUUAACUUGAUUUAAAACUACAAUAUAUGCAGCUAGAAUUUUCUUAUGUAUUUUAUGAAAUUGAUAAUAAAUGAAGUGAGAAUUAAUAAAACA